Messenger RNA from Trichoderma harzianum CBS 226.95, 1065 nucleotides. RefSeq lists its product as hypothetical. Gene Ontology annotation, molecular function: hydrolase activity. The transcript is spliced from 3 exons. Lineage: Eukaryota; Fungi; Ascomycota; Sordariomycetes; Hypocreales; Hypocreaceae. Bases 1 to 1065 code for a protein of 354 amino acids. The record is from RefSeq and is a predicted model, not a curated record.
AUGGCCACUUCCUCCAAACCUCCAGUUAUUAUCGAAAAGCCUCUUAUCAAUUGUAUUCCGGAAGAGCUUCGACAUCGGUUUGACCCUACGUUUGUUGAGUACCACAGCAAAUACAACGCAGGCCGUCUGGUCACUCACCAAGUGCCGAUUGAAGAUAUCCGGAAAGACCCUUCCAAGUAUGCGAUUGACUACGGGCACGAGCUUGUAGAUGACGGUAACCUUAUCAUUACCGAAGAAAAAUGUCCUGUGAACGGCGGCGAAAUAACUGUCCGCAUCUUCCAGCCUGGGGAUGUUAUAUCCUCGGAGAUAAGACCAGCUUAUGUUAAUUUUCACGGAGGUGGAUGGACAUUUGGCGGCCUGGCUACAGACUAUGAUUUCUGUAAAAGAGUUGUCCUGGAGCUCGGGUGUGUCGCAUUUGAUGUUGACUAUCGACUGGCGCCGGAGUAUAAGUUUCCAAUUCCUAUUGAUGACUGCUGGACGGCGUUGAAUUGGAUCCGAGACGUUAAAGCUUUACAGCUUAAUGUAAAUCUGGAUAAAAUCGCUGUCGGAGGGGUCUCAGCGGGUGGUCAUCUCUCCACAGUCAUAGCCCACAUGUGCCGCGAUGAAGGCAUACCACUCGCCUUUCAGUUGCUAGGAGCGCCAGUAUGCGAUAUCCACGUCUUCACACCAACUGGCGAGCUUCGACCGGACUGCGAAUAUGAAUCUUACCGAGAAAUGUACCACGCUCCUCCUCUCCCCGCGGAACGUAUGAUGUUUUUCCAUAAAUGCUUCGUCGGAAACCCCAGACCAGCUGAGCUUGACAACUGGAAAGUAUCGCCGAUUAAGGCACCGAACUUUAAGAACUUGGCUCCGGCUCUGAUCUGGACUGCGGAGAUGGAUGUUUUGAGAGACGAGGGUGAGGCAUAUGGACGGAAAAUGAACGACGCCGGGUCAAAGGCGGAAAUUAUCCGACUUAAAGGCGCACCACAUAACUUUGCACAUCUCGAUGCUAUCUUGGAGAGCGGCAAGAUGUAUAACAGGGAGUCGAUACGAGCCUUGCGUGAUGCAUUUGGGGGCAGCUCAUGA